This is a messenger RNA of Cheilinus undulatus (humphead wrasse), 1043 nucleotides long. RefSeq names its product acireductone dioxygenase 1 (gene adi1). Lineage: Eukaryota; Metazoa; Chordata; Actinopteri; Labriformes; Labridae. The transcript has 4 exons. The coding region runs from base 107 to 646 and encodes 179 amino acids. Gene Ontology annotation, molecular function: acireductone dioxygenase [iron(II)-requiring] activity. The record is from RefSeq and is a predicted model, not a curated record.
GUAUGGUUGCAGACGCUUGCAUGACAUGCGACUGCAUGUCUAGUUUUGUCCUCAGUGUGUCAAACUUACCACUGCUGCGGUAGAAUCGCCUGCCAGGUGUCUGAACAUGGCUAUCGAAGCUUGGUACAUGGACAGCUGUGAAGAGGACCCGAAGAAGCCUCACAGACUGGAGCCGAACCAGCCCGUGUCUGUGGAGGAGUUAGAGAAGCUGGGAGUGUUUUCAUGGAAGUUGAACGCUGACAUCUAUGAAAACGACCCUGAGCUGGAGCAGAUCAGGAAAGAUCAGGGCUAUUCUUACAUGGACGUUAUCACCAUUCACAGGGACACACUACCGGACUACGAUAAUAAGUUGAAGGUUUUAUAUACGGAGCACCUCCACCUGGACGAUGAGAUCCGCUACAUCCUUGAUGGACACGCCUACUUUGACGUCAGAAACAAACAGGACCGGUGGAUCCGGAUCUUCUUGACCAAGGGUGACCUGAUUACUCUCCCCGCUGGCAUCUACCACCGAUUCACCCCGGAUGAGAUUGAGUACACAAAAGCUAUGAGGCUUUUUGUCGGGGAGCCGGUGUGGAAAGCGUACAACCGACCAGCUGAUGAGUUUGAGAUCCGCCAUAAGUACGUGGCUUCUCUGCAAGGAUCCUGAGAGAGCCAGGCCGAGAGAGCUGCAGCAGAUUUCAUAUGAACACUUGUUUGACACACUAAAAUUAAAGUUUGAUUAUGAGACUCUACAGAGGAAAUGAAGUAGGUAUAUAGUAACAAUGAUGGCAGCCACAUUGAUAAAGUAAAUAUCUUUUAUAGCAGAUGAGCCACUUUAUGUGCAUAGAUUCUGUUUAGUUUUCAAUGAAAUGUUAUACCUUUAAAUUUAGGAGAUUUCAGAUGUGAUAUUUCAGCUGAUGAGCUAAAGUUUCUCCAUUUUCCUUUCAGUUACACCACUUGAUGUCCUUCAAACUAAUAAAUCAGUUUCACUUUAAAUGGCUUUAUUUAAGUUUUACUUGUAGAUGAAUGCACCAUACUAAUAAAAUUUGGUCUAACAUUCAAAA